CAGGAACGGAAGCGGAAGUAGCUCCGCCGCCGGCCUGGCCUGGCCUGGCUCAGGGGAGGCGGCGGGCGGGCGGGCGCGAUGGCGGAGGCCGGGCCACAGGCGCCGCCGCCCCCGGGCACCCCGAGCAGGCACGAGAAGAGCCUGGGGCUUCUCACCACCAAGUUCGUGUCGCUUCUGCAGGAGGCCAAGGACGGCGUGCUUGACCUCAAACUGGCAGCCGACACCCUAGCUGUGCGCCAGAAACGGCGGAUUUACGACAUCACCAACGUGUUGGAAGGUAUUGGUCUGAUCGAGAAAAAAUCCAAGAACAGCAUCCAGUGGAAGGGUGUGGGGCCAGGUUGCAAUACCCGGGAGAUUGCCGACAAGUUGAUUGAGCUCAAGGCAGAGAUCGAAGAGCUGCAGCAGCGGGAGCAAGAACUUGACCAACACAAGGUGUGGGUGCAGCAGAGCAUCCGGAAUGUCACAGAGGACGUCCAGAACAGCUGCUUGGCCUACGUGACUCAUGAGGACAUCUGCAGAUGCUUUGCUGGAGACACCCUCCUUGCCAUCCGGGCCCCAUCGGGCACCAGCCUGGAGGUGCCCAUCCCAGAGGGUCCCAAUGGUCAGAAGAAGUACCAGAUUCACCUGAAGAGCGUGAGUGGCCCCAUCGAGGUGCUGCUGGUGAACAAGGAGGCAUGGAGUUCACCUGUUGCUGUGCCUGUGCCUCCCCCUGAGGAUCUGCUUCAGAGUCCACCUGCUGUUUCUACCCCUCCACCUCUGCACAAGCCUACCUUAGCCCAGCCCCAGGAAACCUCACGUCCAGGCAGUCCCCAGCUAACCACCCCUGCCCCUCUCCUUGGCAGCACUGAAGUCUCAGAAGUGGCCAGCCCAGCAGCUGAGAUCACAGUGAUUGGUGACCCUGAAACUGAAAACAAGGACAAUGGUGAGCUCCGCUCAAUCCCGCUGGGCCUGACAGCACUGGACACCAGACCACUGCAGUCUUCUGCCCUACUGGACAGCAGCAACAGCAGCAGCAGCAGCAGCAAUAGCAGCAGUUCAUCUGGACCCAACCCUUCUACUUCCUUUGAGCCCAUCAAGGCAGACCCCACAGGUGUUCUGGAUCUCCCCAAAGAGCUGUCAGAAAUCUUUGACCCCACACGAGAGCGUACGAACUCAGAACUACUGGAAGAGUUGAUGUCCUCAGAAGUGUUUGCCCCCCUCCUCCGACUUUCUCCACCCCCUGGAGACCACGAUUACAUCUACAACCUGGACGAGAGUGAAGGUGUCUGUGAUCUCUUUGAUGUGCCUGUUCUCAACCUCUGACAGGAACAUGACCUGUGUGGCUGGGACCCAGACUGGCCUGGGAGCCAGCUAGGACCUCUCCCCACCAUAUUCCUCACAGCUUGAGAACCCCAGACUCCUGGCUUACCCAGCCUUCCCCCAUUGCUCAGUCUUCUGGCCAUGCUACCCUGUCCUGCAUUGACAUUUGUGCUGUGCUGGCAGAGCAGGGGAAAAGGGCCCAGCCCUCUCCAUAUGGAGCCAAAGUGUUUGCCUUUUCUUUUCUGGAGCCUUCCGAGCCAGGCUUAGUUGCCACCUAGUGGCACAUGGCCCACCUAUAGGGCAGCUGUCCAGCCCACUGCCCUGCUUCACCAGACACUCUUCUCCCAAGGAGGGAAGGGUGGUGUGGAGCUGAGUGCUUGCUAGCUAUUACCAACUUCCUUUUCUACCUGUUCACCCUGAGCUUCUGGAACUUUCAUGUGUCACCUUUCUGUUGGGCCCUUAGCCCUGCAGAUCCUGGGGAUGGGCAUAGGGGGUGUUAAGAAGGAACUGAGGUAUCUCCCUAGGAAUCUGUUGGUUGGUCCCAGAAGAUUGGCCCAGCCUCCUGAUGCCCCAAACCCACCCACUUCACUUCCAUUUAUUCACUUCCCUCAUUUAGAGCCAUUUGCAGAGAUUUAGAAAGAUUUAACAGUAACAAUGGAUUCCUAUAUAAAGAUUAUUUUUAUACUUUUUUCAGCAAAAGGAAAUUGUAAUAUUUGUACAGCAUCCAAGUCAAUAAAGACAUGCCUAAGGCUA
Messenger RNA from Nannospalax galili (Upper Galilee mountains blind mole rat), 2052 nucleotides. It is a transcript of the gene E2f4, whose product is annotated as E2F transcription factor 4. Gene Ontology annotation, cellular component: RNA polymerase II transcription regulator complex. The coding region runs from base 79 to 1302 and encodes 407 amino acids. The transcript has 10 exons. Gene Ontology annotation, biological process: regulation of transcription by RNA polymerase II. The record is from RefSeq and is a predicted model, not a curated record. NCBI's taxonomy places the organism in Eukaryota, Metazoa, Chordata, Mammalia, Rodentia, Spalacidae. Gene Ontology annotation, molecular function: protein dimerization activity; DNA-binding transcription factor activity, RNA polymerase II-specific; RNA polymerase II cis-regulatory region sequence-specific DNA binding.